GUGUUUCUGUAAACAAGAUGGCUCCUGAGGCAUAUGGUGUUGAUGAUCUUGUUCACAGUGUGACCUUAUAUACAUCACGUCGGCUUUUGUUUCAUGGAUAUGUUGGGCCUUUUGUUAUCUUAUAUUUAUUAUGGUUUUACAUUUGGGCAUUUCAGUAUGGAGUUUCAGAGUAUUUUGAAGCCGGUAUGAUAGCUGUGGCUAUUAUUGGAAUUUUCCAAAUUCUGACUUGUUUGUUUUGUCAUUGGUCUGUUCAUAUUCAGUGCUUAUUAUCAUGCAACAAAGUGAAAACCAUUAUGCAAGCCUGUUAUGUGAAAGUUGUUCCUACUCCUAACAAUGGUUCACCAGAAAUAGUUAGACUGCAUCAGUCUAAAGAUGAAGAAGGUAUGAAUUACUGGUUCAAGUUUCAGAAAACAAAAUAUGUAUAUAAUAAUGAUAAGAAGCGUUUUGAAGGAUUGAAUUUUCCAGAUAAUCUUCCUUUUAAAUUUUAUCAAGAAUGGAAAGGAUUUGCUGAUGAACUAGAGUUAAAGACUGCUGAAAAUAAAUAUGGAAAAAAUGAAUUGGAAAUGGUUGUUCCAGAAUUCAUGGAACUAUUUAAAGAAAGAGCUACUGCACCAUUUUUUGUUUUCCAAGUUUUCUGUGUUGGUUUAUGGUGUCUUGAUGAGUACUGGUACUAUAGUGUAUUUACUUUAACAAUGCUUAUUGCAUUUGAAUGUACACUUGUGCAGCAACAACUACGUAAUCUUUCUGAAAUUCGAAAGAUGGGAAAUAAACCAUAUGGAAUACAGGUAUAUAGAAAUAGAAAAUGGAGACCUAUUCCUAGUUGUGAUUUGAUCCCCGGUGAUAUUGUAUCCAUAGGUAGAUCUCAUAAUGAUAAUUUAGUACCCUGUGAUUUGCUUCUUCUCCGUGGACCAUGCAUAGUAGAUGAAUCGAUGUUGACAGGAGAGUCGGUUCCUCAGAUGAAGGAGCCAGUUGAAGAAUUGAACCCUAGCGAUGGUUUAGAUUCAGAGCAACAUGGCCGUUUACAUAUUUUAUUUGGUGGAACCAAGGUUCUUCAGCAUUCUCCUCCUGGAAAAACUAGUCCAGGUUUAAAAGCUGCUGACAAUGGUUGUGUUGCUUACGUAUUGAGAACAAGCUUCAAUACAUCUCAAGGAAAAUUAUUGAGAACUAUUCUUUUUGGUGUCAAAAGAGUUACAGCAAAUAAUUUGGAGACAUUUUGUUUCAUUCUGUUCUUGCUUGUGUUUGCAAUUGCUGCCUCUGCAUAUGUUUGGAUUAAAGGAACUGAAGAUCCCAAUAGGAACAGAUACAAAUUAUUUUUAGAAUGUGCUUUGAUACUAACUUCUGUUGUGCCUCCUGAACUUCCAAUCGAGCUUUCUCUUGCAGUAAAUACUUCUUUGCUAGCACUCUCAAAACUUUAUGUGUAUUGUACUGAGCCUUUCCGUAUUCCAUUUGCUGGGAAAGUGGAAAUCUGUUGUUUUGAUAAAACUGGUACGCUUACAAGCGACAACUUAGUUGUGGAAGGUGUUGCAGGCUUAACUGAUAAAGAAAAGGUUUGUGCUGUAACAGACAUACCUUUAGAAAGCCUUCAAGUGCUUGCUACUUGUCAUUCACUUGUGCAGUUAGAUGAUGGCAUUGUGGGAGAUCCCUUAGAGAAAGCUACUUUGACAGCUGUGGAAUGGAACUUGACAAAAGGUGAUGCUGUAGUUCCAAGAAAAGGUAAAAUGUCUGGGCUCAAAAUAUUCCAUCGCUUUCAUUUCUCCAGUGCUCUGAAACGAAUGUCUGUGAUAGCUGGUUUUAAUCCUACUGGCACGUCUGAUACUUCGUACAUCGUUGCUGUUAAAGGAGCUCCUGAAAUUUUAAAAGCAAUGUUUGUUUCAGUGCCAGAAAAUUAUGACAAGACUUAUACAGAAAUGUCAAGGCGUGGUGCUCGUGUGUUAGCUUUAGGGAGAAGAGAAUUAGGAAUUCUAACUCAUCAAGCGGUGAGAACUUUAACUCGAGAAGAUAUAGAAAAGGAAUUAACAUUUGUUGGAUUUGUGAUAAUUUCUUGCCCUUUGAAAUCUGAUUCAAAAGCUGUUAUUAGGGAAAUUCAAGCAGCUAGUCAUCAUGUGGUUAUGAUUACUGGAGAUGCUCCACUUACCGCAUGUCAUGUAGCUAGAGAACUGAACUUUACUAGCCAUAGCAAGACAUUGAUACUAACAUGUCAAACAACUAAACAAGAUAAUGAAUGGAGCUGGAUAGCAAUUGAUGAAAGUGUAACUUUGCCAGAUAUUCCAGAUGAAGGGGCAGACGUCUUGCUUAAAAAAUAUGAUUUGUGCAUGACUGGUGAGGGAAUGACAUACUUGUCCGCUAAAAAUAAAAAGUUUUUGAAAGAGCUUUUACCACACAUCAGAAUAUUUGCUAGAGUAGCACCCAAGCAAAAGGAAAAUGUCAUUACUGAAUUAAAAAGCCUUGGUCUGACUACUCUCAUGUGUGGUGAUGGAACAAAUGAUGUUGGUGCUCUAAAGCAUGCCCAAGUUGGUGUAGCUAUUUUAUCUGGCGCCCCUGAAAGACCCCAUUUGAAACCAAGACGUGUGAAGGAAGAAGAUUUAUCUGAAAAAGAUCAUCCAAACAAUGUAAUGAUGUCAAAACUUGAAGCAAUGGCUUCAAAGGGGAAAGUUUCUAGAAGAUCUGAUAUUAAAACUAAAACAAAAGUUGAUAGUUUGACAGAGACGCAGAAAAGACUUCAGAAAAUUCUGAAAGAGAUGGAAGAACAAGAUCCAGCUCAAAUAGUAAAGUUGGGUGAUGCAAGUAUUGCUGCUCCGUUUACAUCCAAACUAUCUUCCAUUCAGUGCAUUUGCCACGUGAUUAAGCAAGGUAGAUGUACUCUAGUUACAACUCUUCAAAUGUUCAAGAUUUUGGCUCUAAAUGCCUUAAUUCUUGCCUAUUGUCAAAGUGUCUUGUACUUAGAUGGAAUCAAAUUUAGUGAUACACAAGCUACUCUACAAGGAUUGUUAUUAGCUGGUUGUUUUUUAUUUAUUUCAAGAUCUAAGCCUUUAAAGACCUUAUCAAAAGAACGUCCCCUUCCAAACAUAUUUAAUGUAUAUACUAUUUUGACAGUAUUAUUGCAGUUUGCCGUUCAUUUCAGUUGCUUAGUUUAUCUGGUUGAUGAAGCCACUGCAAGGUCGCCUCCAAAACCUGAGAAGUUUGCAGACUUAGAAGCAGAGUUUAAACCUUCAUUACUAAAUAGCACUGUAUAUAUCAUCUCAAUGUCCUUGCAGUUAGCCACAUUUGCCAUUAAUUAUAGGGGUCAUCCAUUCAUGGAAAGUCUUGUAGAGAACAAGCCUUUAAUGUACAGCACGCUUAUGUCUGGAACAGCAAUAUUAAUGCUUGUUACGGGGUUAUCUCCUGACUUUUCUGACAUGUUUUCCAUAGUGGAUUUUCCUCACGAGUUCCAGAAUAUUGUGCUGUUCACUUUAUUUGCAGACUUUUUCUUGUCUUUUCUUGUUGAUCGAGUUAGCUUAUUUCUUUUUGGAAGAGGGAAGCUGCGUGCACUUUGACCUGCCAUUUUAUGUUAGGCAUAUUAAAGUAAUUUAGUGUGAAUAUGUGAAAACAAUGUUCCGAAGCAGUUUUUGGAGUUGAAUGUGAAUGGGUUUGACUGAAUCUUAUUGACUGCAUGUCGGACAACUGUUCUUAAGGAAUUCUGUGCAAUUUCCACAUUCAUCUGUUCUGCAUUACUAUAUGUUUCAAUACUUGAAAGUCAUUCCAAAACUAUAACAUUUUUACAACUUGCGAUGCAACCAACACAAAUAUAUAAUUCUUGAUUUCUAAUUGUUAAGUUUUGAAAAAAUUUUACUACAAGCUUUGAACAAAAUGAGGAAAAAUAAUGCCUAGCAUCGCCAGUUAAAGCCUGAAAUAUUUUUAUGCCUCAAAUAGUGCAUUUUGGCGUUUUUUAUCUACAUAAUAAAUAACUUUAUUAAAUCUACUGCACUCUGCAUCAUUCUUAUAUACAGUGGCAUGAAAAUAAAUAAAUAUAUGGAUGGACAGUUUUAUGUUUUUCAACAAAAGUAAGGUGAUAAUAUACAUCAAGACAAACAAAGUUUGCAAUAAUACCUAGACUACAAUUUAGUUACAAGCCCGAGAGCAGAAUUUUUUUCAGCAAUCUGUGACGCAGUUUAAAACCCUCUUAAAUAGUCUGCAAGAUAAAUUGAUAUUAUAUUAAUCAUAUAGUGCAUAAAAAUAAGAUGUUAAACUUAAAAAACUACAAGCAUAUGUAAUCUGUGGAUUACAUCCCAGAACCCAGGAGAUACACUAGAAAUUGUUCUCUGAAAUUAAAAAUUUUUUUUUAAACAUUUGAGGGUUCCCUCCCCCCCUCUCCCCGCUAAGAAUUAGUCUGCAGCCUUUCUCAAGAAUCUGCAAUGUUUGUCGCAAUGUUGCACUGUUACUGGGGCACAGGCGAAAAAGCAUUUUAAAAGAUCCAUCAACAAUUAAAAAUAAAAGGCACUUCAUUAUGCAGUCGUCUAAUUUUGACUUUAACCAUUUUGACACUCAAGUCAACAGCUUCAAGAUGAGUUACAAAUUGUUAUUAUAUUGAAGUAGAGCCAUAAACUUGUUAAAAACCUAUCUUGCUUGCUACUUCGCAAUGAGCUGCUACAUUAUUAUGAUUUUCUUAAUAAUAGUUAAUCUUGUAUAAUGUGUGAGAGAAGCAAUGCUUUGUUGUAUCUACAGAAAAUCUUGGACAUUGAAAUUUAUAACCCCAAAUGUUAAAAAAAAAAAAAAAAAAAAAACUAGUACCAAUGAGUCUCAAGCCCAGUUUUUGUUUUAUGUUAGUUAAAAAUCUGUGAUAAUUCAUCAAAUGCUUACUAGUGACUUGUGGCCCUCGAAUGCUUUGCUUGAAGUCUUAAAACUGGUGUGGUGUUUCAUAGUAACACCGAUGAAUGAAUUGAACUUCAUUUCUGAGUGUUUGCUUCAAAUCAUUCGCAUUUGAUUCAUUUAUUUAUUUGGUGUUAAUAGGUUUAUACGGUGGGUUUCUUGAUUACAUUUGCACUGGAGCAGUAUAUCAAGUAUGGUUUGAGUAAAAUUUGUGCCCUGCAAAAAAUUGCUGACUCUCAGGGGCAGGCUUUAUGGAAUGCAAUUCUUAUUGCAAAUAUUGCAUCUUGAUUCCCUCCCCCCCCCCCCCAAAAAAAAGUUCUUUGGUUAUACUGUUUUGAAUAGGUGCCCGAAUUCUUCAUAGAAUGUUAGUGGAAUGUGCUAGCAUUAUCGCUAGUGCAGGAUGUAACUUUUUAAAAGAUAUCUCAAAAUCAAUGACCAUAAAAUGAAAAAUUCUUUUUUUCCCCCUUAAUAGUUUUCUUACAUAGAUCAAUCACAUCAUGAAUAUAGCAUAAUUUAUUAUAGUUGUUCAUGUGUUCCAAUUCAUUUUGAUAUUGUACGUGUAACUUGUUUAACUAAUGUCUCAACUGAAUCGAAUUGUUUUGAUGAUAAACAGUGCAUUGAAAAUGCUAAAUACAGUAAAACCUCUAAUGCAGACACUAACGGAACAAAUUUUUUUGUCCACAAUAGAGGGGUAUCCGCAAGACAGGGGUUUAAUAACGUUAUUUGCAUUGGAAUCGUGGAAAUUAAAAAAUUAGUUGGUAAUGUUCAUCUUAAAUUUUUUAUGUCAUACUUAUACAACAGUAACACUUAUUAUAAUAAUUUGUGUUAUAUACUUGUAACAUUUUAAUUUUGAACUGCUGUGAUUAUGAUUUUGUUACUUUUCCUACUUUCCAAGCUACUUCUUUUGUACUAAUGCAUUAAAAUUUGUUGAUAGCUUGCCUUUUUUACAAAAAAAAAGUUAGUUUCAGUAUGCUCAAAAAGAGUUUUGAAAAAGAAAUAAAUUUUUUAAAUGCUGAAUAUUUAGGAUAAACAAUUUUAAUGCAAUAUAAAGUUCACUAAUUAUAUUGAUGUAUUUUACUUUUUUUAAUCAUUUUAGUAUAUUUUGCUGUUUAAAUGUAAGUUGACUUCAAAAUCUGUUUUAAAUCUAAAAAGAACAGUCGAAUAAAAAACUUUUGCAUAAUUUGUUACGGUCACAGCUUUAUACUCUACAAAAUUUCACCUGAAUUUUGCAGUGUCACCAACAGCCCUUUUAAUUUCAACUUUUAUGGGUCUCGUUAUGUUGUGUCACUGAAAAAUGAUUUGAAAGGCCGAAAGACGAGAAAAAACUGAAAGCUUGCUGAGGUAUAACACAUUCUUCUUCCGCAAAAAUCUAUUUAUCUUAUUUAAACACUUGACAUAUUCACCCACACAGCAUUUCCAAUGUGUUUCAUUUUAAUAUGAUAUACUAUGCAAUGAACUUGCUCAAGGUGAUACACUAGAAUGGUGCUUUCAUUUUGUAGGUUGUGAAAAAAUAUACCAAAAAAAGUGUUUUAUAAAAGUUUUACUUAAAAAAUUUACUUGCUGCGCUGUCAAAAAAAAAAGUCUGGUUUAUUUCUGAUUUUGUUGCUGUAAUUAUUUUUUGUAGAGAAAUGUCUUUCUUAUUUGUUUUGUGAGUAUGUUUGUUGUUAUUUUUUCAUUGUUAGCAACAUACAAAACUUUUUAAUGAUAAAAUUAUAUUCAUAUCUUUAAAAAUAUCCUACCUAUUUUUUCAAACUAUGGCAUUUUAUUUGUGGUACAUUCAAAUUUUAUAGUUUAAAUUAUAUAGUGUAAUUUCUUUUAUAUAUACAUUUAAAGAAUGUUAUUGUAAAUAAACCAGGUUUUUGGUUUGUGGAGAAAAUAUAUUAAGUCCUUUUGAUUUUGGAAAGGUUUUCUUUCAAUUACUAUGAUCUUAUCUUUACUUAUACAUUCUGUGAGGGUAGAAUUUCUGGUUUGAAAUAUUUUGCAGAUGAAGGUCAAAACUUUAGUUCAUAAGAUUCAAAUUCAGGUUCUAUUUUUUCAGCGCUGGGGCAAAUCUUCAAACUGCCACCCUUACUCUUUCUACAAGUUUUUGUAUGGCGUUUCAACAGAAAAACAGUUUACCACCCCGGGCAAGGACCAGGGGGCUGAUCCAGCACAGAUUCAGAUUAAUUAUAAUUUUAAAAACUUUCAAAAAAAAAGUGUGGUGGGUUCCUCUUUAUAACGUAGUACUUAAUAUUAUCAUUUACAAUAGACGAUCAGUUUUAAGCUAUGUUAAAAAGUCAAUAUGUUUUAAACCUUUUUUAUUAGAUGUUUAUGUGUGCAUAUCCAUAGCUGCCAACUUGUACCAUUUAGCAGUACAUUGUAAGAUUUUCGGACCUUUUGCAUGAUUGUAUGGUCUUAUGGCAGAUUUGUAUGGUUUUUAGGUUUUGGUUUACGAUAAAUUGCGAACGGUUAAAGUUUUCUUUUAUUUCCAACACUUUUUAGAGCAGAAAAACUAUUGAUUUGAACAAGUUUUUGAUAGACAAUUUUUGAAAGCUGCAAAGUCAGCAACUUUUCAAAGUUUAAGUUCAAAGAAAUAAAAUUUUACUUAUUUAUAAAUGUUUUUUUUUUUUUUUUUGCUUAUUAAAGCACAGACUAAGUCAAGAUAAGGAUUUAAAAAUAUUAUAAUUCUUCAAAUUUUAAAACUUUUCUUUAUUACGGUCAAAAAAGGGUAGAAAUAUAGCCACCGCGCACAUUGUAAGAUUUUUUUAAGCUGGCACGUUGGCAGCCAUGCACAUACCUAUUUUAUCAUUUGGCAAAAUUUGAUGUUCCAUUCGGUGAAUUGAGGAUUUUUGUCCUUCCAAAAAUUCGAGUUUGGGGAGCCUAUGCUUGGAUGACUAUCUUGCUGCACAGUGGCUUUUUUUACUCAACUGCAGUCCAAGUUUUUAUUUCUGAAAAUUGCAAUUACUGAUACAAAAGUUAGUCUCUCUUGCUUGACAUGACUAAAGUGUCAUUUUUAUUUCUCCACCUAUACUCCAUAUGUGGUGUUAUAAUAGUCGUAUAAUAGAAAAACUCAAACUUCUCAUUGCUUGAACUUUUUGCGUGUGUGGUGAUAUAUUGGACUAGGUUUCGUGUAUUAUUUAUUAAAUCGCUACACCAAUAUUUUGCUCCUAUCUCCCACCAACAGGCAAACAAUUUUGAAGAUAGAUCACGAUAUUGCUAAUGCAUCACACUUUGGCAACAGAAGUAAUGCAACUCCAACAAAAAUAUAAAAGUAUUGGGCAAAAUUAAGGUUUUAUGCAAUGCUAUUUUUAAUUAAUUUGUUCUCAAAUACUACAUUUAUGAUUUGUUUACUGCUUGAUUUCUGUAGUCAAAAUUAAUAGUGUAUACUUGAAAGUUUUAAAAAUGUCUUUUUAAUUGUGAAAUAUUAAUGCGUCCUUUGUUACAUCGUUUGUGUCCCCCGACGCACCAGUAAAGUAUACUAAUUUUGCAAGUUCUGUGGCAAGAAAGAGCAUUAAACUUGGAUUUCAAAUGAAUAAUUAAUAUUUACAAUACCAUUAUUAAUAUUUUUUCAAUUUUUGAAGGCGUGUCGUUUCUGUUGCCGAGAAGCAUUAUAAAGAAUAGCAGACAAAUAAGCCACCACUGCUCCAUAAUGAUGUUUAUCUUUGAAUUUUACCUUUGGGAUGCGAGCCAAAAAUCAUAAAUUUCUUGUAGGAGAUGCUUGUACACUGCUUUGAUAAUGAUGGUUUUUAAAAAUAUUAAAGUAAUAUAACUCUUGUACUUCUUAAAACAGUAUUUAUUGACAUGGAUAAUACUUUGUUAUUCAUGAUAAUGUACAAUAUGAAAAUCAUUAAUAAAUAACUUUAUAAAUCAUUGUUUAUAAAACUUUUUUUCUCCACUUGCCUUUGUUUCAUGUGCCCAUGGCCCCACUCAAACCCUUCAGUCCUUGUAACGGCUGUAACACUCAAUGAAAACAAUGUAGACUACGAUUCUUAAGUGGCCACCGAUGGAGCCGAAAGCCAUUCAUUUCCAUGUCUUCAUUACCUGGAUGACGAUUGUUUAUACGUUAAACUAAAUUAUUGAGUUCUCACCCUAUUUGGUGAUGAAAUGAAGGCAUUUAUUUACAGCGCCAACAUAAUCCCUUUCUCUAGUGCUACUUAUCCUCGUCAUGAAAAACAAAAAUUUGUUUUCAAUACAAUGGGAUUGAAAUGAUUCUUGUCCGCAAGUUCGAACAGCUGCAACAAGAACGAGCAGAGCUACCUAGCCACACUUUGAGGAAAUAAUAUGACUGAUAUAAUCGUAUUUGGAUUACAAUAUCUUUGACGUGAAAAUUAACCUGGUAUCCUUCUCCAAUUAUCUCUAUCCAUCAAUUCAAAAGCACACGAGUUUGCUUUGUGAUCACUACCACUUUCAGAAAAAGCCCAUAAUCUCUGAGACUUUUCUUUGAAAUAAGAAUACAUAAUGAAAGUACAAUCGUAGUGAAUAGCGAAGGGGUGAAUUAUUAGCUGUUUCCAUUCUUUGGCUAAAAGAAACAAAUUUACUGAAUGGAAAACAUUUCUUUGAAACGCUGUAGUUAAUCUAUUUCAAAUGCAAAAUCUUGGUUUCCCUCCCUUUUUUAACUAAUCAGUAAUAUGAAAUAUGAUGCGCUUCAACAAACAAAUCUUUAAAAUGAUUUAGAGGG
Messenger RNA from Uloborus diversus, 9502 nucleotides. RefSeq names its product endoplasmic reticulum transmembrane helix translocase-like. Gene Ontology annotation, cellular component: endoplasmic reticulum membrane. The record is from RefSeq and is a predicted model, not a curated record. Gene Ontology annotation, biological process: intracellular calcium ion homeostasis. The coding region runs from base 18 to 3533 and encodes 1171 amino acids. Gene Ontology annotation, molecular function: P-type ion transporter activity; ATP binding; ATP hydrolysis activity. The transcript has 25 exons. Lineage: Eukaryota; Metazoa; Arthropoda; Arachnida; Araneae; Uloboridae.